UGUUUCGUAGGCAAUUCGCCAAGGAAGUGCAUAGAAGUUCGCUGAUAAAGUAAAUUUCUUCAAUAUUACAAUAGUGCGCCUAAAUGAUUAAGAGUCAAAGAAUACCUCAUUUGCCAAUGGUAAAGAGUGCAGCCCUUUGCAGCUGGCGAAACUUGUUGGAGUGCUUAUCGAGGCAUCUUAAGUCUGGCCGAGGAGGCAAUCAAAUGGAGGAGAGAUGGAUGCUCUCCCGCUUGGCUGACUGGACCACGAAUCAUCGUCCAUUAGUGGCCGACUGCUAAUGGAUGUUAAUAAGGCGUUAAAUGGCCUAAUUUCCGAUUAUGGCCCUCAGACCGAUAAGGUAAUGCGGAAACUAGCACAAUAUUUUGCUCGCCCAAGUGCUCAACUCAGCGCCAACCUCCUUUCAGCACGCUUUGCACUGAGAGAAAGGGUGCUAUCACUACUUAAGGUACCUAAAACAAAUGAUCAUAUGUUGUGGGAACUUCACACAAAAACGUAGGAAGCUUCUCGUUAAACUGACAAUGGUAGAAAUGGGAUGGAAAUGGGCCAAUUAUUUAAAAAGUAGUAAAGACGAUCAAAAUAAAAGUUUUGUUUCCAAAUCCCUCUGCAAACCAAGUCAACUGGACGCCCAAAAAUUAGCGAAAUGGCUCAACUUUUGAAUCGAUUGAAACGCAGAACUAAUGACGAUUCAUCCACCGAUUUCGGUCCUUCGCCGAAGCGUUCCAAGGACAAGCAUCUGAAUAAAGACAGUAGGAGCAGCUGCAGCAUUCCGCGUUUGGAGGACGACGAUACCAAGGGAUCUAAAGAAUCAGGGUUCUUUCUGGAACUAGGACCCAAGGAAAAUCCCUACUACUUACAGAACCAGCUGCUCUUCAACUUGCAUGUCGAGCGGGAAAAGCGCAGGGAAAUAAAUAAUAAUUUCUUAAAAAGUAAUUACUUAAAUUUGUAAAUACUCGUAUGUACUGUAAGUCGCAUAAGGUAGACUUGACCUUCAAUUAAUUCUUAUCCAUAUACCUUCUCGAACGCUUGUCUGUUAUUUACGGAAUGAAAAGAGGCACUUAAAAUGCUUUUAGUUAUUUACUUAAAA
Molecule: messenger RNA, 1084 nt
Organism: Drosophila santomea
Lineage: Eukaryota; Metazoa; Arthropoda; Insecta; Diptera; Drosophilidae
Exons: 2
Coding region: 641-946 (101 amino acids)
Source: RefSeq, a predicted model, not a curated record